UCAAAAAACAAGCUUAGUGAGCUACCUUGUGAACUAUGUUCUUAUACAGCACUACAAAGAUUAUCCUGUUACAACAAUGUCAUCAGAGUUGUACCAGAGGAUAUCAUCAAUCUUAUGUCUUUGUCAUAUCUCAAUUUAAGUCGUAACCAGCUCAGUGUCUUACCUAUGCAAAUAUGUGAUCUAUUCCUGGAAGUCUUAAUACUUAGCAACAACAAAUUAGUCUCGUUACCUCCAGAAAUCGGCAAGUUACGCACGUUAAUGCUGCUGGAUGCUUCCUGCAAUGAAUUAGACAAUUUACCGAAUGAGAUUGGGGAAAUGUCAGGACUCAAAGAGUUAAAUAUUAGGAGAAAUCACCUUGUCACAUUACCAGAUGAAAUCAGCAAGUUAAAACUGGUGAAGCUGGAUAUAUCAUGCAACAAGAUCCAGACGAUACCACCUUGCUUCAGGAGUAUGAAGACGUUAGACACCUUUGAAGUAGACCACAAUCCUCUCACCAACCCCCCAGCUCAGGUCUGUACACGAGGAAGAAUACAUAUAUUUAAAUACCUUUCAACGGAAGCCACGAGAGCGGAUAAAAGGAGAGGGAUGAUAGAACAAAGUGAUUGGAACUCAUCGCGGCAUCCUUACAAUACAAACAUGCAGGAUGAGAUUUCACUCUUCAAUCAUAAGAUGAGGGAACUCAAGAUGGCAGACUCGGGUUACUUGGAAGGAGAUAAGAGGUGGUCCUCGUCAGAGCCAAGCAAUGAAGAUGAAGAAGCGAAGUACCUAGCCGAGCGGGCAUCCCAACAGAAAGAAAAGAGGCAGCAGCAGAAAUUCGCCCCUGAUCCCCCUCCCCGGAGCUUCAGACCGAGCGACAACCACAUCGACUACAUCGACGCUGGCGAGGACGACGACGGCGGGGUGACACCGACGCAGAGUCCAGUCCAAACCCCGACGUCGGCCGAGCUCGACCCAUUUACGAAGGAGCUGGAGAGGCAGAAGGCACUGUAUGAAGAGAAGAAGAGAUUGGCGAGAGAAGAACGACUAAGGUUAGAAACGGAGGAGGAGCAACGGAAGAAGAACGGAGAGCAAACACUGAACAAUGAUAAACAUUCUGUGAACUCUCGAGAAACGACUGGUGUAAGGAGACUAAGCAAUGAAAGUAGGUUACAAAAGCCAGGGGUCAUCAGCGGGAACGAGGAGAGAAGACUAAGUGCCAGUAAACUAGCUAACGGGUCAUCGGCAGCCACCACUAACGGAAACAGCAGCAGUAUCAGUACUCGGAGAACCAUCUCAGCCUCAACGUCGGCGUCGAACAGCAUUGGAAGGCCGCGAUCCCUCUAUCUUGAUAAGAAGGUACCAAGAAGAGCCACUGUUGGAGGUACGGAUGAAAGUAAAAGAGCUUCAACAGGAGAUAGAUAUAGCAAUGUCAACCAUUCUGUGGCCAACGGAAGAGUGCGGAGAGGCGUGUCUGAUUCAGAUGCAACCAUAACCAAUCAGGUAUCUCCCGAGAGACACAAGGCUCAGGUUACACGGAGGACAGAGAUCGAAGAAAAAUCAAGGACCAAACAGGCACAGAGGGAUGCAUUACUUAAUUAUUAUAAGACAAGGACAUCACCAACUCCUGGGAGCAGAAGAGAGACGGAGGCUGCAAAUAAUUCCAAAAAUACACCCUCACCAAAUAGUAGUUCAUCCUUCUCAAAUAUUAAACCUAGAUCAGCAUUCAGUAUAGGAGGGGGGAAGCCCACAGGGGACAAUAUCCAAGCAAACUUCACAGCAAAGAGAGAAAGAACGAAAUGGGCGGAAGAGCUAGAAAGAAUUGAACAGCUAAGAAAGAUUAUUGAAUCAAGAUUGAAAGUGUCUUUACCUGAGGAUCUACCCGAAGCUCUGAUGGACGGAGUUGUGUUGUGUCACCUAGCUAAUAAUGUUAAAUCUCAUGCCAUUUCAAGCAUCCAUGUUCCUUCUGCUGCAGUGCCUAAGUUAACCCAAGCUAAGUGCAGAAGAAAUGUGGAUAACUUCCUAAAAGUGUGUGCAGCGGCCGGUGUCCCCACUGAGAAACUAUGUUCACCGGCCGAUAUACUAGAGGGAAAAGGCCUACCCAAAGUCGCUACAACAGUCAGAACACUACUAUCCCAGUCAGCUGUCCACACAAAGCAAUGGGCAGUCUGAAAGUCAUAAACAUUGAUGAACUUUUUUUUGGUUGUGAAGUGUGUGUGUGCUGGGAUCUGGCAAGAUUAAAAUGUCCAAGAUGAUUACUUCUAGAAACUGUGACAGAGUUGUCCUGAGAGUGAGAAUACUUCUAUUGCAUCAGCUCUCUCUGCAACCAAGCUAUUGGCCGUCUGAAACAUGAAGAUAUCAAGGAUGUAGUCUCCGGCCAAUAUUGCGCAUUGGGAUGCAGCAAGUGUGAACUGUCCUACCAAGUAUAUUGCUAGAAGUGCUACAUGUAGUUGUCCUGACAGUGAGAAUACUGCUAUUGCAUCAGCUCUCUCCACAGCCAAGCUAUUGGUAGUCUGAAACAUGGAGAUAUCGAUGUCGUCUCUGGCCAAUAUUGCGCAUUGGGAUGCAGCAAGUGUGAACUGUCCUACCAUGUAUAUUGCUAGAAGUUCUAGUUGUCCUGAAAUGAGAAUACUUCUAUUGCAUCAGCUCUCUCUGCAGCCAAGCUAUUGGCCGUCUGAAACAUGGAAGAUAUCAAGGAUGUAGUCUCCGGCCAAUAUUGCGCAUUGGGAUGCAGCAAAUGUGAACUGUCCUACCAAGUAUAUUGCUAGAAGUCGUAGUUGUCCUAAAAGUGAGAAUACUGCUAUUGCAUCAGCUCUCUCCGCAGCCAAGCUAUUGGCUGUCUGAAAUAUGGAGAUAUUGAUGAUGAAGUCUCCAGCCAAUGGUGCACAUAGGAUGCAGCAAGUGUGAACUGUCCUACCAUGUAUACUACAUAAAAUAUUCAUGAUUUUUUAUAUUGAUCAUUUUGAUGAUGAUAUUCUUCCAUAAUGGAACACUUGAAGCAUUGAUGAUGUUCCUCCAGCACUUCAAACAAAUUACCCCACUGACCAGUCAUGAGAUGCCAUGAUGUUCCGUUUUUAUGCAGUGCUUGAAACCUUGGUGAUAUUCCUUGAGUGCAUUAAAGGUAUACUUCUAUUACCACUCUGUUGAUCAAAAUCUGCUUUGUCCUAAAUCGAUGUAUGCACAUUCUCCACUCCCAUUGGAGUGUUCAUCAGCAAUGAGCAGUUCAAUUAUACUCAAAUUACUUUGUGAUGGAACUUUUAAGUGCUCCGGCAACCACAUGUAAAGUCCAUUCUGUAACUACAACUAAGCACUUGUACACCUGUACUGUAUAUCAUUGCCUACAAGGGAUGAGUGCAUGUGGUCCAAGCCGUUGAAGCAAUAACCUGUUCGCUGAUCAAGGAUGUUGUUGGACAUUUUGUAGCCAACGUUGUGUAUGGAGAAUCAAACGAGAAAGAAAACUUUCCACUCUCCGAAUGCUACAGUCACACCUAGGAAACAUACUCCAAACUGAUCGAUGGUAUGUCAUUGGUAAUAAAGUAUCAGCUUUUGUUGGUCUAGAGUUGGUUUCAUCGGUGUAGCUGUGGCAUAACUGACAACCUUAAUGUGGGAGAAUACAGUUGUGCUAAAAAAAUUAGUGAACCUCACCACAAAACACACUUUUUCAUGCUGAGUGUUGAAUGUAAAGAACAACACUACAAUGUUUGGCGAGCCCAGAGAAACAAACUUAAUUGAAUGCUAUAUUUUAUCACCUGACUUGACAAUUAGAUAUUGAAAGCAAAGCAGAACUGGAACAUUUAAAAAGUUUUCAUUUUCUGGUGGGGUUCACUAACUUUUGAGGACUACUGUAUAUCAUGCACAGUUGUUAUUGUAACUGUCAUUGUAAUGCAACGUGCUAUCAAUACAAUUUUUGUAUGAAAGAGGGCCAUGAUUCAUCAGACAAGUAGCCAGGGGGGUGUUCCACAAAGAUGUAAGUGUGACUAAUAUUCACUUUGUAAUUCCUAGGUGGAUGUUGUAUAUAAUGCAUCACUACAUUAGUCAAAUCAUGCUCAGUGGAGCUCCUGUGUCUCCGUCAACAAGAUUGCACAUUUAAUAUCAAGGUUCAUUGGCACUGGGCAGGACUCAAAAUCGCAUUUAGCUCUUCUUGAAAUUUUCCCCAGGGGUUUGUCUCAUUAAAGAAAAUACAAUUAUGACCAUUAACUACCAUGGUAACAGCGCUCAGCAGCCAAUCAAAAUCAAAGUUUCUCCAUUGAAGUUACCAUAAUGGUACAUGUAUGUCUUUAUUAAAAGGCACUCGGAUUCGGGGGAGCGUUUCAUGAAAUGACUUGAUCCGACAAGUCCUGUUUUAUCUGACAGUUACUAUAGUAACAUUGAUUCUAAGCCAAUCAGAAUCAAGGAAAGUUGUCAGAUCUGACAACUUGUCGGAUGAAAAUGUUAUUGAAACACUCCCCAGGAGAGCGUUUCAUGAGAGGACUUGUCAGACGUUUAUCCGACAAUUCCUGUUCUAUUCGACAGCUACCAUGAUAGUAGCAAUGCCUCUCAGCCAAUCAAAAUCAAGAAAAGUUUUCAGAUGUGAAAAAUUAUUGGACAAAAAUGCUGAUGAACCUCUCUCAAGGUCUAAGAUUAAUGGAGUGUUGCAAGAAAGUGACAAAAUUCAAAAUCAUGUGGAAGUCCCAAAAUCAAUUAUAAUAGGGAUUUGCAAGUGAAUGCAAGCCAUCUAAAGAUUUGUAUUUUAUUGAAGGUUUACUCUUUAUUUUGUGAUCUUGACUUAGUGUUUAACAUUUUUCUUGCAAUGCCCCAAAAGGGGUAUUGAACAUGUAACAGCCGAGUACUUCAUGUACAUGUACAUGUGUUUCAUGAAACUGUUGAUAAAAGUAUUCCCCACCAUGCACAUGAUAGGAUUAUACUAUGCCAAAUGUGCAUUUGUAACACAUUUACUGAGUAAAUUCUUUCAUCAUUUUUUCAGGGCCAAUGUUACUUUUCUCUUAUUAGAAGUGAAAUUAUAUGAACUGCAUGAACAGUUUGAAUAAAUUGCAUUUUGUCACUUGAUAUUUGAGUAGUUUGUAAACUCAUACCUGUAUGUGACUCUUUGCAAUAGUUAAUCUAACACCCCUGCCCGCCCUCCCAAUUUUUUUUUGUAUCGAGUCCGUCUUACAGAAUCCUACAUGCACAUGUAGAUCAGUAGAUGUCAUUUAAUGGCACUCAAGAUUGUGUAAUAUACAUAUAGUACUCAGAUAUUAAAAUAAGCUUGAAGUACAAUUAGUAAGAAUUGAUUAUAUUUGAAAUGAACAAAACAAAACCUUUAAUGUAAGACCAACUUUUGGGGAGUCUAGUCUUUGUGCAGCUGUAUAUGGCAUGCAUUAAUAUUUGCAAAUGGAUUUAUCCCCCCUCAAGCUGUAGGCCAAUUUGUUACAAUGGUACAAAAAAACUCAUUUUUGAAUGUGAUAUUUUAAUUUAAAUGUCAAUUUUGACAAGGAUUUUCAAAGUUGAGCAAUAUAUAAAUUGCUAUCUUCUUGAUAUUAUUGAUACAUAUUGAGGAAUUUUACAACAAAAAUUGAAAUGCUGUGUGACGCGGGAAAGAUUUGAGCUGUCAAACCCAUAGUAAUCAAGAGAUAAAUCAUUGUCUUAAUUAUUAAACUGACCAGUCCAUGCCAGUGCAGUACGUCUUUUUCAUUCAUAUAUACAAUGGACAAGAUAACAUAAGGGCAUUUUCACGGUAACUGACAUUA
This is a messenger RNA of Lytechinus pictus (painted urchin), 5702 nucleotides long. Its product is annotated as leucine-rich repeat and calponin homology domain-containing protein 1-like. NCBI's taxonomy places the organism in Eukaryota, Metazoa, Echinodermata, Echinoidea, Temnopleuroida, Toxopneustidae. The record is from RefSeq and is a predicted model, not a curated record. Bases 115 to 2148 code for a protein of 677 amino acids. The transcript is spliced from 16 exons. Gene Ontology annotation, molecular function: protein binding.